Messenger RNA from Acanthosepion pharaonis, 747 nucleotides. The record is from the annotation of a GenBank genome assembly. Lineage: Eukaryota; Metazoa; Mollusca; Cephalopoda; Sepiida; Sepiidae.
AUGGCCCUUCACAGCUUUAUUUUCUUUUCUUGUGAUACACAUGGAUACAAAGUUUGUCGUGGUCGUUGGAUGUUUCAGGUCUUCCUUACUCAGGCGGCCUCUUCGGUAUCUUUCCAGUUUUCAUCUAAUCUUUCAUUUGUUUUUCUUUCCUUCUCUCGAUUUCUUUCUUUCUUUCUUUCUUUCUUUAUUUAUUUCUUUCCUUGCAGUUUUCAUAUAUCUUUCUUUCUUUCUUUCUUUCUUUGCAGUUUUCAUAUAACCGUUCAUUUUCUUUCUUUCUUUCUUUCUUUCUUUCUUUCUUUCUUUGCAGUUUUUUAUAACCGUUCAUUUUCUUUCUUUUUUCUUUUUUCUUUUUUUCUUUCUUUCUUUCUUUGCAGUUUUCAUAUAUCCGUUCAUUUUCUUUCUUUCUUUCUUUCUUUCUUUCUUUCUUUCUUUCUUUGCAGUUUUCAUAUAACCGUUCAUUUUCUUUUUUUCUUUCUUUUUUCUUUCUUUCUUUCUUUCUUUCUUUCUUUCUUUCUUUCUUUCUUUCUUUCUUUCUUUCUUUUUUCUUUUUUCUUUCUUUCUUUCUUUCUUUGCAGUUUUCAUAUAACCGUUCAUUUUCUUUUUUUCUUUCUUUUUUCUUUCUUUCUUUCUUUCUUUCUUUCUUUCUUUCUUUCUUUCUUUCUAACCCUACCCUUCCAUAUGUUAUAUGUUCUUUUUUUUAUUUCUUCUCUAAUCUUCUCACCUUUAAUGAUUUGCUUCUUCCUUUAA